AUGAUUGACUCUACUUCUGUUUCAGUAACAGCAAACAACAAGGCUUUGAAGAGCGAAUCCAGCCCGAAAGUCACUUAUUCUUCCGGAGAAUCAAAUUCCAAUACCAAUCAAGCUCUGUGGUCAUUUGAUGAUGCCAUGAAAAUGGAUCCCGAGACAGUCCGAAACUUGCAACUCGCGCACCUAAACAAGCUACGAACUAUCCAUGGUCAUGCUCGAAAUUUCGUCAAGGCUGAGAAUUCUCGAUUUGUAGAUGAGAAAGGACAGGAACAUCUUGAUUUGAUUGGCGGUGUCGGCGUCGUUACUGUAGGAAACAACAAUGAAUACGUCUGGGACUGCUUACAAAAGUGCUUCAACGAAAAGCUUUACAUGAUGGGUGCCAUUUCAUACCGUAACCUUGCUGCUGCUUUUAGUCGUAAUAUGGCAUUGCUUUCUCCUGGCCAAAAGCUCACUCGUACUUGGACAGCUACUGGCGGCGCCGAAGCAAAUGAGGGUGUUAUCAAGUUAGCUCGACUGGCUACUCGCUAUAAAAUCAACAAAAAACGAUUUCUCUCUACUCUCAACUCGUUCCAUGGUAAGACUACCGGUAGCGUAUUUUUGGGUGGUAAAGAAAAAUGGCAGAAAUACCAAGGUCCUCCCCCCUUUGACGUGGAUUAUAUUCCCUAUGGAGACUUUCAUGCACUCGAAGUUGCUCUGGCUUCUGGCAUAUAUCGCGCCUUUGUCGUAGAACCCAUUCAAGGCGAGGGCGGAGUCAUUGUCCCACCACCUGGUUAUCUUGCCAAAGCACGUGAACUUUGUACAAAAUAUGAAACUUACCUCGUUCUGGAUGAAAUUCAAACAGGAUGUGGUCGUACCGGUAAGUUUUGGGCAUGUGAGCAUGAAAAUGUUAUUCCUGACUGUAUUUCCUUCGCCAAAGGUUUUUCUGGAGGCUUGGUCCCUUUUGGAGGCUACAUUGCCACAGAAGAGCUAUGGAAUGCUGCUUACGGUACGGUUGAAACCGCAUUUUUGCACACCGCUACCUACCAGGAAAACACACUUGGUCUUGCUGCCGGCGUUGCGACUAUUGAUUUCAUUUAUCAAAACAACCUUCUCGAUAGAGCGAAUAAAAUGGGUGCUAUCAUGUUUGACCGCCUCAGUAAACAUCAAAGCAGAUAUCCCCACAUUAUUAAAGAAGUCCGUGGCCGAGGCAUGAUGAUUGGUAUCGAGUUCUACCCUCUUCCUGCCUCUGUGCAAGAAUUAUUCGGCGAGUUUUAUGCCACUCCUGUUGUUGAUGAUCUUGCCAAUAAGCAUCAUGUUCAAGUAUAUUGUUCGUUAAACAACCCUUCUGUUUUCCGUUUUCUUCCUCCUUUAACCAUUCCUGAAGAAGAUUUAGAUGAAGGAAUGGAAGCGGUCGAAAACGCUAUAACAGCCUUCGAUUCCAAAGUCAAAGAUGCCGUGUCCACCAAAGCUGCUUAA
Molecule: messenger RNA, 1452 nt
Organism: Schizosaccharomyces osmophilus
Lineage: Eukaryota; Fungi; Ascomycota; Schizosaccharomycetes; Schizosaccharomycetales; Schizosaccharomycetaceae
Product: aminotransferase class-III
Exons: 1
Coding region: 1-1452 (483 amino acids)
Cellular component (GO): mitochondrial matrix
Molecular function (GO): transaminase activity; identical protein binding; pyridoxal phosphate binding
Source: RefSeq, a predicted model, not a curated record